Molecule: messenger RNA, 585 nt
Organism: Hippopotamus amphibius kiboko
Lineage: Eukaryota; Metazoa; Chordata; Mammalia; Artiodactyla; Hippopotamidae
Product: annexin-2 receptor-like
Exons: 1
Coding region: 1-585 (194 amino acids)
Molecular function (GO): signaling receptor activity
Source: RefSeq, a predicted model, not a curated record
AUGGAGCAGCAUUUUCUCGGCCGCGUGAAACAGGCUUGGGAGUCCGCAGAGGUGGCGCCAGAACUCCAGCCUCCUGCGCCUAUUGGGAACUCAGCAGAUUCUGAGCCUUGGCCCCUCCCUUUCUACCCGGUACUGGGAGAGUCCUCAGGCCACCGCGAAUGUUUCAAUGGCGAGCUGCUUUCCAGUCCUUGUUGGCGCCUGUACUUUGUCUACGUGCAAGACAGACUCAGUUCCAGAGCCCCGAGCACCUUGGAACCAAGCCCAGCCCAGCAGACAGCCGCAGGAGAGAGAGAACCGGCAGAGGAACCCGACCGCCCCGUGCCCCAGCAGUUUCCCUUGGCCAGGCCAGCUGGACCCAGCGGCAACGGACAUCAGGACAUCGAGACCCCUGACAGCAGACACCCUUCUAAGCGCCGCUCUCCUCCGGCCUCCGCUUGGUGGAGCCACGAGUGGCUCCUCUCGGGCUGCUUGGAAUGGAUUGGUCACGCCCUGCGCACCUUGAGCUGCUGCUGCUGCUGCUCUGUCUUUGGGGCCAAGGAGCCCCAAGAUUGCAGCCGGAACAUUUUCUUGGCAGUUGCCCCAUGA